GCCAGGUACAAAUUCAAUCCCACUGCUUGGCACUCUCUCUCUCUCUCUCUCUCUCUCUAUUCAGAGCAAUGAAGGAUCUGAUUGGCGGCAUAGGCGGGUUUUGGAAAUGGCCGCCAUUCGACUCUCAACGUAGACGACGAAAUAGGAGAAAAGAUAGAAGAUCCAAACCCUCUGACUGGUCGGAUUCGACGGGAGGAGUAACCGAUUACCAGUUUCCCCUAAAGCAAGCGCUGACGGCGGGCGCCCUGGCACUCGCCGGCGACACCAUCGCUCAGCUCCGCCAGCGCUGGGUCAAGGCUCAAGCUCUCGAAGAUCAGUCUCCACCUUUUCGUCAUCACGAUGAAUCAUCCCGGGAUGUCACGGGGACCCUCCUUUCAGAUCAUGAUUUUCUGCGAGCCCUCCGGAUGGCUUCAUAUGGGUUUCUUCUUUAUGGCCCUGGUUCUUAUGCAUGGUAUCAGUAUCUUGAUCGUUGCAUGCCAAACCAAACUGUAGAGAACCUAUUGCUCAAGGUUUUAUUAAACCAGAUUGUGCUGGGCCCAAUGGUAAUUGCUGUUGUUUUUGCAUGGAAUAAUAUGUGGCAAGGGAAGCUCUUGGAGCUUCCAAAUAAGUAUAAAAAUGAUGCCCUUCCCACGUUGUUUACGGGAUUUAGGUUCUGGAUACCUGUCAGCGCAUUGAAUUUUGGGGUUGUUCCUCUUCAAGCCCGUGUUGCUUUCAUGUCGAUGGGCUCUAUAUUCUGGAACUUCUACUUGUCUUCAACUAUGAGCAAGUAACCCUCUAUAGAGGAUGCAUGAAGUCUGGAAGCAACAAAUUCUUUUUUAAUUGCAUGCCAGGCUUUCUCUUUAACUUUCAAGCACUCUUGUGGCAUAGUGAUCAGAAUGUAUGCCUCCUUGCUACUUCUUCAGAUGGGAUUUUGAUUCUGGGUGUGGUUUUUUUCUUUUCCGCCAUUUCCUUACAGCUUGUGUACUUCAUGGAACUAUGGAAUUACUCUCUCUCUCUCUCUCUCUCUCUCUCUCUCUCUCUCUCUCUCUCUCUCUCUCUCUCUCUCUCUCAUGAAUUGGUUAUGACUUCGUACUACCAUAUUUGAUGACGACCAAUUUAUGAUCAGGGGAUUCAUAAUCUUUUGAAGCAGUGGAAAUGUCUGUUUCAUUUC
Rhododendron vialii is the source of this 1150-nucleotide messenger RNA. Its product is annotated as protein SYM1. NCBI's taxonomy places the organism in Eukaryota, Viridiplantae, Streptophyta, Magnoliopsida, Ericales, Ericaceae. The coding region runs from base 69 to 770 and encodes 233 amino acids. The record is from RefSeq and is a predicted model, not a curated record. Gene Ontology annotation, cellular component: membrane; cytoplasm. The transcript is spliced from 5 exons.